Molecule: messenger RNA, 552 nt
Organism: Heterotrigona itama
Lineage: Eukaryota; Metazoa; Arthropoda; Insecta; Hymenoptera; Apidae
Source: the annotation of a GenBank genome assembly
AUGCAGGUGGAGUUUAUGUUUACAAAGCAGAAUAAAAUGCCGUGGAUGGAUUACGGUCAUCAAUUAAUGAAAAAACUUGACACCUCCAGUAAUCAAGAAGAAUACGAAGAAUACGAAAUAGUUGCGAAUGAACCACUUUCGAAUCUAGUUCAUUUGUUAGUCGUUCGAGCGAGAAAUUUCUUGCAAAUUUUACCUAUUGGCAGGCACGUAAUGGCUCAAUUGAAAAACAUGAAAAAAAAACCAUUGCGAUCGUAUACCCCUGUCCCGCCGUGCCUUCACCCUGACGACAUGGCGCCGAAAUAUACAACCGAUUGCCUGUGUUUCAUGAUCAAGAAGUAUCCAAAUGGUGCUCUCAGUCCGGUGAUAACAGGUCUUCAGACUGGCCAAAGCCUACUCUUGAGCAAUGCUCAAGGUUCCUUCAUAAUAGAAAACUUUGAUCGUUAUCCUGUCAUUCACAUGCUUGCUGCUGGCACAGGACUAACAGUGAUGCUUGGUAUCAUUCAACGAGCUUUGGUCAGACGCAACGUGUCAGUAUUCCUACCAUUUUCUAAA